CCACCAUGGCCACCGCCACCAGGGCCACCCUCGCCACCGUUGCCACUAUCGCCACCGCUAACAGGGCCACGCACUAUCGCCACUACCACCCUGGCCACGCAAGGAUGACUCGCGUACCUGCCUUCUCUUACAAUUAUGAAGAUAGGACAAAGGGCAAGCUCCUAUCGCACAGUGGUUCCGUUGUCCCGUGGUCCCGCGUCCGGGUCACCGCCCGGCCGGACCUGUCCCGUGCCCCCGAGCUCCAGAGCUCGGAAUCCUGGAACGCUCCUGAUUGGCUCGCGCCAAAAGGAAUCCACAGGGAUUCGUGA
Lasiosphaeria miniovina is the source of this 308-nucleotide messenger RNA. RefSeq lists its product as uncharacterized. The coding region runs from base 6 to 308 and encodes 100 amino acids. The record is from RefSeq and is a predicted model, not a curated record. Lineage: Eukaryota; Fungi; Ascomycota; Sordariomycetes; Sordariales; Lasiosphaeriaceae. The transcript has 4 exons.